AGCAAGUUCCGGCCGUAGUCAAAUUCUAAACGUCGGCUCUUACGGUUGCACACUGCAGCAGUCGGAAAGCUUUGUUUCAUGCCGAAAUAAUCAAAAAGACUAACGCUUUAGACACAAGCGCACCUUCAUUCCAAUUAUUUGCAUUAGAACGCUUACAAUGUCAGUGAAAUUAAUUUGCCUUCUAGCGCUUUUUACACUGUGUGCGACUGUUGUGAUCACGGAGGCACGCGGUGGUGGCCGUGGCCGUGGCGGUUCAUUAGGUUCCGCCUUCUACAGACGCUCGCACAAAAAGCAUGCCUCCUCAGGUAAUGCUAGCUCACGACGGAAAAUUAUCAGCGGCUCACCAGUGCACACCUCCUACACGAACUCAAUGUUCGCAGCAGAAGGCGUGGAUGAGAAGUUUGCAAAACAUCGAUCACGACACCGUAAUAAACAUCACAAAAGUACGAGCAGCCACAGCAGCUCCAACAGCCACAGUAGCUCCAACAGCCACAAAAGUUCGACGCACAGAAAUUCACACGUUAGUCACAACAGUCAUAGCAUUUUAGGCACAGAGGGUCGGCAUAAUACCCACAACUGGUAUGGCUUAGGUUCGGGAGUUUCACAUCACAACACCCACGCUGCCAAUCCACAUAUAUCCCACAACUGGGGUGGCCACCAAUUGCCAGCUGGUCAUGUCUACGUUACGCAACCGUCUAGCAUUCCAGUCAAUGCCGUGUACUAUGCACAGCCACCAAGGCACACCAAUAAUGAUGAUUCAACAGAUUUUGCUUUGGGCUAUCUUGUUGGCCGAAGUAUGACACGUCAUCGUCACCACCACCACCAUUAUGAACAACAACCACAACCACAAGCACAGCCCAAUAAUCAGACAGAAUCAUCAAAAGUUAUUCUGGUCAACAACAUGAAUCCAUCAGUUGUAGGCCAUUCCACAGAGCAGCCGCACUAUUGGCCCACUGACUCCGAAAUAUCGCUGGCACCGCUCAAUAACACACUGAUCCCAAAUGGCGUUACGACUUCCGAGCCCAUAUUUAAAAGUCCUCCCAUCGUUAGCGCUCAGACGCUUACCACAGCCGGUAAUGCAACAUUCGAGCUUCCAACAGCCACAGCGCCACCGCCAGAAACACCGCCCAACAAUGGCAUUAUCUGUAUGCCAUGGAGCUUCAAUGAAACCGAUCCAACGAAACCGGAUACUGUUGUUGUAGUACAGAAAACAAUUUGCUUUCCAGCGCCGCCUGCGCCACCGACCACCACCAUGGCACCGAUCGCGGGUGAUAUUAGUGUUGAUGUAGCAACAACCGCCAAAGCUGUCUUAGCUUAAACAUUUUGUUUUUGGGUUUAGCAAAUAGCAUAUGACAUAUGUAUGUAAUAUGUAUGUACUCGUAAUCUAUAGUCAGAUUUAAGUUCCUCUUUAUAAAUUUUUGAUUGCCAAUAUUUAUCAAUUCUACUGGGAAUAAUAAAUUGAGAUUUUUUUUUUUAACAUUAAA
Bactrocera latifrons is the source of this 1484-nucleotide messenger RNA. RefSeq lists its product as uncharacterized. Lineage: Eukaryota; Metazoa; Arthropoda; Insecta; Diptera; Tephritidae. The coding region runs from base 158 to 1318 and encodes 386 amino acids. The record is from RefSeq and is a predicted model, not a curated record. The transcript has 2 exons.